Messenger RNA from Hemiscyllium ocellatum (epaulette shark), 3089 nucleotides. RefSeq lists its product as uncharacterized. Gene Ontology annotation, molecular function: protein homodimerization activity; protein heterodimerization activity; channel activity. Lineage: Eukaryota; Metazoa; Chordata; Chondrichthyes; Orectolobiformes; Hemiscylliidae. The transcript has 6 exons. The coding region runs from base 171 to 773 and encodes 200 amino acids. Gene Ontology annotation, biological process: intrinsic apoptotic signaling pathway in response to DNA damage; extrinsic apoptotic signaling pathway in absence of ligand; mitochondrial fusion. Gene Ontology annotation, cellular component: mitochondrial outer membrane. The record is from RefSeq and is a predicted model, not a curated record.
GGGGAGCAGAGUGGAGGAAAACUUCUCAAGAGAGAGAGAAAGUUGGAGUGAAGUUUGGACUUGAGAGAGAGAGCCCGGAGCCAGGCUGUGUAGCAGCACUCGCCUCUCGGUGCCUGUGGGUGGGGGAGUGUCUGUCUCUGUGUGUGGGGGUGAGGUGUAUGCUCUGACAUAUGGCGAGCUCCAGGCGCAGGGAAGAAUCUGAAAACGGAGCCGCUGCUUCUGAUUCAGUGAACAGGAGCCUGGACAGGCAAUCUGGAGCUCUCGUGCGGAGGUUUGUCCUGGAGACGAUCCUCGAAGAAGAUCCGCAAUGCCAACUCAGUCCUGAGGAUCUUGGUGGCACUAAAAGUGAGAUUGAUGACCCUAACGUCAAGGAGAUAUGCAAGAGUUUGAAGAAAAUUGGAGAUGAGCUGAACAGAAAUAUGGAAUUACAACAUCUGAUUGAAACGGUACCUCUCGACAAUAUCCGCGAAGUUCUGUGCAAAGUGGCUGAAGGGAUUUUAGUUUCUGAUGGUUUGAACUGGGGGCGAAUUGUAACUUUCCUGUAUUUUGCUGGCAGACUUGUAUCUAAGGCAUUGAAAAAUUUGAGGGCAAUGAUUCAACCAAUCAUUAAUUGGUCUUUGGAUUUGAUUCGAACCCGUGUAAUUCCAUGGAUUGAACAACAAGGUGGAUGGGAGACUAUCUAUUCUUACAUUGGAACAUCGACCUAUCAGACGUUGGCAGUCUUUUCGGCUGGUCUUAUUACUGGCAUUUUAGCAAUAAUGAAAUUGACCUAACAACAUUGCUCCCUGAGCUCUUGGUGCUUCAGUUUCCUGUCCACCGAUUGAAUCUAGUGGUUUAUUCUUGCAACGUUUUUGCACCCGAACCUACCUGAAUCUUCUGUACAGAUCUGUAAUACUUGAAAAAGUGGGAUUUCUAAUCAUGAACUUGUGAAUAUUGUUGGACAGUUUUGUAUUUAUCCUCAUUACUUGAUUUUAAUUUUUACAUACUUUUUAAAGAGUUAGUUUCUUAUGUUGACAUGUAUUAUUUUUCCAACUGAAACAUGCAUCAGCUAUGCCUGCUAAAACACUUGCAAAUGAUACAGCAAGUGUUAAAGGUGUAGAAUGAACUUUUUAGUAAUGGUGCCAAAGAGUGUAGCUUCUUCAGUGUCAAAACAACAAUUUUAAACCAACUUGUCUUAAAAAUCAGUUAAGUUUGCUCUAUCUCUUGAUUUAUUGCUGUCACAAGUACCUAGGUACAGCCAAACAUUUUGUUUUGUGUGCAGUACAGGCGCAGUCUACCAGUACAGCUGGAAAGUCAUUUUUAAGUGACUGUGGCUCUACCUGUUCUUGAACACCCAACCAGAAUUAGCACUGUCAUGUUCACAGGAACAGGAAGCAGCUACUCAGCACUGCUGCUGGUUCUCCCGUUACACUGGAUCAAGGUUCACUCAAACUAUCCAUCUUUGGACACAGUGCUGAAUGGCAAUGUUUAACCAAAUCAAUAUAGAACCUGUGAGGGAUAAUCAGCAGUCUAGUUCAUGUUCCUGAUGAAUGGGCAGUCCAGGAACAGCAAUCACAGUCUAAAGAUACAUGAUAAACCAAUUAGGAUUGAGAUGAGGAGAUAUAUCACUGUCCAGCGAGUGAUGAGCCUGUGCCUGAAUUCACUCUGAAAGAAAGCAGUCAAGGCCAAAGCACUGUAUGAUUUCAAGGGGAGUUGGAUGUAACAGUUGGGGUCCCUGGAUCAAAGAAUAUUGGAGAGAAGUGGGAGCAGGUUAUUAAUCUGGAUGAUGAGCUGUGCUCAUAUUGAAUGGUGUGGGGCAGGCUUGAAGGGUUAAAUGGCCUACUCCUGCUCCUAUUUUCUAUGAAAAUUUUUUUGAUCCCAGGAUCAACACCAUGAUAUAGCAGACAGAUUCACUGUCUGUGUUGGGGGAAAAAAAAUGCUUGAUAGUAUCACUCUGGAAUGGCUGAGAUCUCAUGUUAAGUUGCACUACUUCAAUUUGUCAGCCCCCUCCCCCACCCCCAAAAACCCCCAUGGACAAUGUUCCAUUCCACCUACCCUUCCAAAUCCUUUAGUCAUUUUAAGCAUCUCAAUUGGAUCACCCUUUGACUUUCUGUCCUCAAAGGAAUGCUAGCUAAUUCUAUGCAUAGAACAUAACAGGACAGUACAAGCCCUUUGGCCCUUGAUGUUGUGCUGACCCUGGGGAAUCAAUCUGAAGCCCAUCAUCUAUCCUGUACUAAUCCAUUUUUAUCCAUAUGUUUGUCCAAUGACUAUUUAAAUGCCCUUAAUGUUGGUGAGUCUACUACUAUUGGAGACAGGGUGGUCCACACCCUUACUACUCUCUCUGAGCAAAGAAACUACUUCUGACAUCUGUCCUAUGUCUAUCACCCCUCAAUAUAAAGCUGUGUCUCCUCGCGUAGCCAUCACCAUCUGAGGCUCUUGCUGUCCACAGUAUCUAAUCCUCUGAUCAUCUUGCAAUCAAGCUCCAGAAUUUCAUUCUUUUAGUUCUGUGUAAUUCUGCUCAAUUUGUGCAGCCUGUUCUAAAUGGAAUACAGUCCUGUUCUGUAAUCACUUCAAAUAACAAAAACCUGACUUGCUCUUCCCUUCUGUAUUUCAACCCUUGGGUAAUGUUGGUCAGACAUGCGCUGAAGCUCUGGUAGAGCUCUCACCCCAUAGUGUUGCAAAUAAGUGGUGUAACAUGAUACCCCUUUGCGUCCCCAUUGAAUGGAUUGCUUAGCAAGAUCUAAUGUGGGAAAUUUGUGUCAUUCAUGAUAUCUUAGCAAUGCAUAUACUCAAAGUGAGAAGGUUGUGGAUUCACUGCAUGUUUACAAUUUUGAAUUUUAAUUUAUAUUGUGGAAGAGCUCCAAUUUGACUUGGUAAUGCAUUGUUUUUUUUAAAUAUAGUGAUUUAAAGAGAAUUCCUUUUCUGUAUUUGAAUUCUAUGUAGAAUGCAGUAUUGUAAUGGGAAUAGGUAUUAUGGGGAGGUGGCAUAGUGGUAAUGUCACCAGGUUAUUAAUCUGGAACCCCAGACAAAUGUCUUGGGGCCAUUGAUUUGAAUCCCACCACACUACAUGGUGAAAUUUAAAUUCAAUAAAAGUCUGGAAUUAAAUGCUG